This is a messenger RNA of Drosophila teissieri, 1681 nucleotides long. RefSeq names its product protein painting of fourth (gene Pof). The record is from RefSeq and is a predicted model, not a curated record. Bases 130 to 1620 code for a protein of 496 amino acids. NCBI's taxonomy places the organism in Eukaryota, Metazoa, Arthropoda, Insecta, Diptera, Drosophilidae. The transcript has 4 exons. Gene Ontology annotation, molecular function: RNA binding.
CACUCUACCCCAAAACAGUCAGUAGGUAAACAACACAGCUGUAGAACAGUCUUUUCCAGUUUCCACAACAUUAGCUAGGAACACGUUCCACAGGACGGGUACCAUUUGUAUUUUUGAUACCUUAACAAAAUGGAUUCAAAACGCGCGGCCCUCGAAUCCGGCGAUGGUCCGGACGCCAAGCGUCUCGACACCACCGACGAUCGGGACAACGAGUCGUCGGGUGGCGACGCCGGCCAGGUUAUGCUGGCCAAACACGUAGCACCCUACACGGGCAACGGAUGCACUCCCUCGCUGGAGUCCUAUCUGUUCGAGUCCACUCCCGCCGGCAGCCAACUGCUGCCGUGGAAGUCCAGCGCGGAUGGGCCGUUUUCGGACAAUGACGCCGAGCUGGAGAAGACCGCUAGUGACAACAAGAAGCCCGACACGGCCAAGUUGUCCCGUCGGGAGCUGGCCAAGAUGCGCCGCGAGCACACACUGAGGGCCCUCGCCCUGGAACGCGAGUUGACCAACAAGCCGGGCCAAGCACCCGCUUCCGAGGUGCUGCUCAUCCGCUUUCCCGAUCCCGAGAUUACUGCUCCCAUGCUGGCAGGACUGUCCAAGGAGAUUCGGGACGUGGUCUUGCCCAUCAGCGUGGCGCCGCGAUACUGUCUAGUGCAUCUGAAGGCCGGAGCCGAUGUGGAGGCCACCAUUCGCGACAUCAACAAGGUGCGCUUCGGUACGGGGUACCUUCGGGCGGAGCUCAAGCCGUUCUCCGACGAGGAGCAAGCCGAGUUCAUCGAUCCCUGUUCGCUGUAUGUGGGCAACAUGCCGUUCAACAUGACCACCUCGGCCAUCAAGGCCUACUUCGCCAACGCCAUGCGAGUGGACAUCGGAGUGCUGAAGCGCGAGAAGCGCGCCCGCUACGCCUUUGUGCGCUACGCCACACCUGACCAGACCAUGGAGGCGUUCAAGGAGCUGGUUGACUCGCCGCUGAACAGCCGCACUCUCACAGUCCGCUACCGGCGUCUUCGGAAGCGCGCCGGCAUGCCCACGGUACAGUGCGCCACCUCCUUCCAGGCGCUGCAGUCGCCAAAUGGAGACGACGACAAUACCGACUGCAAGGUCAUAUCACCACCUCCGGUGGAGUCGAUCAUAAUUAGCGACAGCGACAACAGCUCAGAUUCCAGUGGCAACGGCAAGAACGUCAGCAAGCGCAAGAACAAGAUUAACGAACAGGAGAGAGAGAUUCAGAAGCUAAAGCGUCAAAUGGUCGAGUAUGGCGCUAUUAUAAAAAGUUUGCAAUUCAGACAGAACAGCUUAGAAGAUACAUUUAUACCUGAUCUUACCCCCAAAGUAGAGCCGUGCGUGAAUCCUUCAGGUGGUUUACUACGAUCCAAAGAGGUGCACCUAAUGCGUGACAUUAAGAAAGAGUGUGACUAUUUGGGAAUCUCUGAUCCCGUAGCGGCUAGCAAGCCGGCAACACAACCCUUGGAUGACAGCCAGAAGAAAGCCAAAAAUUCCUGUUUUGGGCGGCUGUUUUCGGGUCCUUUCAGGCGAGGCACCAGUGCUGCUGACGAGCACGAGAAGGAUGACAGACUUGAGGAGCUCUAUGCUCAACUAGAACGCGAUCCUGAUCCUUAAUCUGUCGUGCUACAGUGUACCAAAUUACUAAGAAUACUAAUUUAGUUUAUUUUUUAUCGAA